Empidonax traillii (willow flycatcher) is the source of this 797-nucleotide messenger RNA. It is a transcript of the gene CXCL14, whose product is annotated as C-X-C motif chemokine ligand 14. The record is from RefSeq and is a predicted model, not a curated record. Gene Ontology annotation, biological process: cell chemotaxis; antimicrobial humoral immune response mediated by antimicrobial peptide. The transcript is spliced from 4 exons. NCBI's taxonomy places the organism in Eukaryota, Metazoa, Chordata, Aves, Passeriformes, Tyrannidae. Gene Ontology annotation, molecular function: chemokine activity. Gene Ontology annotation, cellular component: extracellular region. Bases 269 to 565 code for a protein of 98 amino acids.
CCGCCGGGGCUGAGGAAGCGGAGGGAGCCGUGGAGUUGCUCUGCAUAUUAAUGAGGCGGCAGCGAGGGCAGCGGGAGCCGCUUUAAAGGAGGAGAAGGGGAGGCAGAGGCAGAGCGCAGGCAGCGCCGGGCAGCGGCUCCGCCGGGAGCAGCUCCGCUGUCCCCUCGCCGGUGACACAGCCCCGGGACAGCGGGAUCGGGGGGAAGAACCCCAAGCGAGAAUUCACAUCAACCCCCCCGGCGUCGCCUCGGGUACCUGCUGUCUCACCAUGAAGCUCCUGACAGCAGCUCUGCUCCUGCUCUUCAUCGCCAUGUGCUUGGCCAGCGCAGAAGGCGUGAAGUGCAAGUGCUCAAGGAAAGGUCCGAAAAUAAGAUUCUCUAACGUACGGAAGCUGGAAGUGAAACCGAGGUACCCGUUUUGCGUGGAGGAGAUGAUUAUUGUGACACUGUGGACCAAGGUGAGGGGGGAGCAGCAGCACUGCCUGAACCCCAAACGCCAGAACACAGUGAGGCUGCUCAAGUGGUACCGAGUGUGGAAAGAGAAAGGCAGGGUUUAUGAAGAAUAAGAGCAAGUGGUGUGAGGACUGGAGCGGAUUCCCUUGGCCGGCGUAGGACUGGGCUCUACAGAAGAUUAUUUCUCUCUCACAGACAUAAGACACAAAUUCUGUAUUACUAUAAAGCACUUUUUACCAAGGGUCAGUUUUUACAUUUUAUAGCCACGUGCAAAAGGCUUCCAGAUUCCACGGGCACCUGUUGCACCUCUGACUCCACACCCGCCUGCUCCGCACCGAAAUUGGG